AUGAAAAUGUUGCAUGAUGGGAACGGGAAACUAUGGCAAGCUCACAGAGACACAUCGGACGACUGUCGGAGCUGUCUGGAGUGUUCCCGUGACAACGGCUGCGUGCGUUGCCCCGAGCGUCUCUUCCUGUUCCUGCAGAGGGAGGGAAUGUCUCACCAUGGAACUUGUGUCCACGCCUGUCCCGCUGGACACUACGGACAGAGAGGGAAGGACAUCAACCGCUGCACGAAAUGCCGCUCUCCGGACUGCGAGCACUGUUUCAGCCGGGACUUCUGCACCAAGUGUAAACCUGGCUUCCUGCUGUACAAAGGAAAGUGUCUGCUGAGCUGCCCGAAGGAAACGUUCGCCCACCAGACAGACUGCAUAGACAACUGUCUCUUGGCUCCGCUGGGAGAGUGGAGCGAGUGGAGCGUCUGUCUCCGUAAUGGCGUCACCUGUGGCUUCAGGUGGGGGAGGCAGACCAGGACUCGGGGGGGCAGGACGCCCGAAGAGAACGCAGCGUUGCUUUGUCCGUCCCACAGCGAGACGCAAAGGUGCAGGAUGAAGAAAAAGUGUCCAACAGAAAGAAGACAGAAUAAAAACGGACUUGGAAGAAAGAGGGAGAGAAAACGGCUGCGGCUCCUCAGCAGCAGCAGCGGCGGCGGCGGCGGCGACAGCGACUCUCCGGGAGAAACCUGAGGAAGUGACGGACACGCGGCGAGACGAGCGGCUCAGCACGACACGUGUCAGCGAUUUCAAUCUGAGCCCAAAUCAGUGUUUGUGGAUGUUUCCGAUCAGACCGUUCGUUAUUAAAAACAUCAGAAUGUUGUUUACUGGAAACUUCAGUCGAUACUAUGACUAAGAAAUUCUUGCAUCCUAACGAC
Molecule: messenger RNA, 863 nt
Organism: Paralichthys olivaceus (Japanese flounder)
Lineage: Eukaryota; Metazoa; Chordata; Actinopteri; Pleuronectiformes; Paralichthyidae
Source: RefSeq, a predicted model, not a curated record